Molecule: messenger RNA, 3635 nt
Organism: Periophthalmus magnuspinnatus
Lineage: Eukaryota; Metazoa; Chordata; Actinopteri; Gobiiformes; Gobiidae
Gene: cul4a
Product: cullin 4A
Exons: 20
Coding region: 478-2730 (750 amino acids)
Biological process (GO): DNA damage response; protein ubiquitination; ubiquitin-dependent protein catabolic process
Cellular component (GO): Cul4A-RING E3 ubiquitin ligase complex
Molecular function (GO): ubiquitin protein ligase binding
Source: RefSeq, a predicted model, not a curated record
AGCAGCGCAGAAGGGCCAUUUUGUUAGCUUAGCCUAGCCAUGUCGGGUAAAGAAAGACUCUAGUAACAAGCGUUUAUUACACCCGCGCGAACAAUGUCACUUUUACAAAUUUAUCUAAAGUCCAAACAGCCCCAAACCCGACUCUUUAUCAGGAUGUACUGGCGGGAAAAGGUACGGGCUAGCUCUGGAGGCUAUUGCUAAAGUGCUAUGAAAACACGCACGGUGUUAGCCAGUGCUAACGUGUUAGCCAGAGCUAACGUGCUGCUGUAGCUAUCUGUUUACCUCGCUGUCAGCAGAAGGUUUUCGUGUUAAAUAACGUUACGGGGGUUUUUGUUUUAUUUGUUUUUAAUGAGACACUUUAUGCACUGGUCCAAUUAUAAGUGUAUGAAGUUGUGAGUGUGAACAAACGACUAAACAAACUGAACUUAGCAAAACAAAUAAAACAACACAGUGUUAAGUCCCAGCGCUAAUCUGAUAAUGGCAGAAGACACUCGACAGGAAAAGAGAGCCAGCUUCUCCAACGGGAUGAUGCCCCGGACCUCUGUGGGCUCGGCCAAAGCAGGAGCCUCCAAGAAACUAGUCAUUAAGAACUUCAAAGAUCGGCCCAAACUAGCAGAGAAUUACACAGAAGACACAUGGCUGAAACUACGAGAAGCAGUGAAUGCGAUUCAAAACAGCACUUCAAUCAAGUACAAUCUGGAGGAGCUCUAUCAGGCAGUGGAAAACCUGUGUUCCUACAAAGUGUCUCCAACUCUGUACAAACAGCUGCGGCAGGUCUGCGAGGACCAUGUUCAGGCUCAGAUCCACCAGUUCAGGGAAGAGUCUUUAGACAACCUGUCCUUCCUGAAGCGAAUGAAUCGCUGCUGGCAGGACCACUGCAGACAAACAAUAAUGAUCCGGAGUAUUUUUCUGUUUCUUGAUCGAACCUAUGUUCUCCAGAAUUCUCUGCUUCCUUCAAUUUGGGACACUGGUCUAGAGCUGUUCCGCACACACAUUGUGAGCGAUACGGCCGUUCAGAAACGUACUGUAGAUGGUAUUUUGGAGCAAAUUGAGCUUGAGCGAAAUGGAGAGACAGUAGAUCGCAGUCUCCUGAGGAGUCUGCUGGGCAUGCUCUCUGACCUGCAGGUUUAUAAGGAAGCCUUUGAGGAGAAGUUUUUGUCUGAGACCAACCGUCUGUAUGCAGCAGAGGGACAGCGGCUGAUGCAGGAAAGAGAUGUGCCUGAGUAUUUGCACCACGUGGCUCGACGACUUGAAGAAGAGAAUGAUCGUAUCGUGAGCUACCUCGAUCAAAGCACCCAAAAACCACUCAUUAGCUGUGUUGAAAAACAACUACUAGGAGAACAUCUGACCGCAAUACUUCACAAAGGUUUGAGCACAUUGUUGGAUGAAAAUCGGGUCACUGAGUUGGCUCUUUUGUAUCAGCUCUUCAGUAAAGUCAAAGGAGGACUUCUUACGUUGCUGCAGUUUUGGCGAGAAUACAUUAAGUCUUUUGGCAGUGAAAUUGUAUGUACACCAGAGAAAGACAAGGACAUGGUGCAGGAGCUGCUGGACUUUAAAGACAAAAUGGACAAUGUGGCUCACAAUUGUUUUGCUCGAAACGAGGGUUUCAUCAAUUCAAUGAAGGAAGCCUUUGAAACUUUUAUUAACAAAAGGCCCAACAAACCUGCUGAGCUCAUCGCUAAAUAUGUAGACUCAAAGCUAAGAGCAGGAAACAAGGAGGCAACAGAAGAGGAACUGGAGCGAAUUCUGGACAAGAUCAUGAUAAUCUUUCGCUUCAUUCAUGGAAAGGAUGUGUUUGAGGCUUUUUACAAGAAAGACCUUGCAAAGCGACUGCUGGUUGGCAAAAGUGCGUCUGUAGAUGCAGAGAAGUCCAUGCUGUCCAAGCUUAAACAUGAGUGUGGAGCAGCUUUUACAAGUAAAUUAGAGGGAAUGUUUAAAGACAUGGAGCUGUCCAAAGACAUAAUGAUUCAAUUCAAACAGUAUAUACAGAACCAGAGUGAGCCCAGCAACAUAGAGCUGACUGUGAACAUCCUCACUAUGGGCUACUGGCCGUCAUACACCCCCAUGGACGUGCACCUGCCCACGGAGAUGGUGAAACUCCAGGAGGUGUUUAAGCUCUUUUAUCUGGGCAAACACAGUGGGAGGAAACUGCAGUGGCAGCCCACACUGGGCCACGCUGUGCUCAAGGCAGAGUUUAAAGAGGGGAAGAAGGAGGUCCAGGUGUCUCUGUUCCAAACGCUGGUGCUGCUGAUGUUCAACGAGGGAGAAGAAUUCAGUAUCGAGGAAAUACGCACAGCCACUGGCAUCGAGGAGGGCGAGCUCAGGCGCACGCUGCAGUCUUUGGCCUGUGGAAAAGCUCGAGUCCUCAACAAAAUGCCUCGAGGGAAAGACGUGGAGGAUGGAGAUCGAUUCAACUUCAACAAUGAUUUUAAACAUAAACUCUUCCGUAUCAAAAUCAACCAGAUUCAGAUGAAAGAAACGGUGGAGGAGCAGGUGAGCACCACAGAGCGCGUGUUCCAGGACAGACAGUAUCAGAUCGAUGCAGCUGUGGUUCGUAUCAUGAAGAUGAGAAAAACACUGAGCCACAACCUCCUCGUCUCUGAGCUCUACAACCAGCUCAAGUUUCCCGUCAAGCCGGGGGACCUGAAGAAGAGGAUCGAGUCUCUCAUCGACAGAGAUUACAUGGAGCGAGACAAAGAGACUCCAAACCAGUACCACUACGUUGCCUGAUGGAGCUUCACCAUUAAUGUUCAAUCACAGCAAGUAGCCUCCAAAAAAACACCACAGCCCUUCAGCCAUCGAACAGAAGACGACACCAGGACGAGCUCCGCACUGUCCCACCGCGAGCUAAAGCUGCACUGUGUCACUUUUCAGGUGGAGAUGUUGAUGCUUAGGAUGUUUCACAGUAUGGCAUUAUUCAGUUACAGCUGUUAUUGCUCAAAAAUACAUAAAAAAACACACACUACUCCUCUGACUGUGAGGAAAGUCGCCUCUCCACAGAUCUAACUUUUUGACUCUGUGGAGAUGUAAAAGUUUAACGCCAUAGUGUGGAACAUUCCAAACAAAGCAGUCACAUCUUCAUGGAGUUUUGCAGGUUACAGACUUUGUGGCAGACUCUUCCUGAAAUGUUCCACAGUGCAGCUUUAGCGUCAGGCGGGUCAGAGUCAGACACUGCUGCUUGGAAACGGUCUACGCUGCUGGUAAUGGUCGCUCCACAAAGACUUUCUGCUAAUGCAAAGUUUAAUUAAAAUAGCACUUUUCCUGUUUUUUCUUAUUUCCUCUGUAUUAGAUUUUUCUUUAUCAUGUCCAGAUAAUCAAGAGUUUUCUACUAAAGUUGGUUUGUCUUUAGCUACACAUUUAGUUUAAUUUAUGUUCAAGACUUUCUGUUCUGGAUGACUGCAUAAACUGCUGAGUUUUGAGUCGCUUGUUUGGAGUUGUUAGGGACAAAACAAAAAUGAAACGAGGGUUAGAUGUUUUAUGUCUGAAAAUAUUCAACAUUUUAUUCAGGUAAGCCACUUCUUCUUUGGAUUUCUUUAUUGUUUUUGACCAAAAUGUUCAGUGUCACCACCCGGCGUUUUCUAUAAGAGAUUGUAUGGAGUGAGAAAAGUAAAGCUGAAUAAAUAUUUAAUAAUACA